This is a messenger RNA of Dovyalis caffra, 1416 nucleotides long. NCBI's taxonomy places the organism in Eukaryota, Viridiplantae, Streptophyta, Magnoliopsida, Malpighiales, Salicaceae. The record is from the annotation of a GenBank genome assembly.
AUGGAGUGGAGCACCAUAGCUUCUCCCUUGGGGCAAGAUAACAAAACAAAAGAAGCAAAGAGAGCUAGGGUUGAGAGACACAGAUUGAAGAAAUUAGUUGAGACAGCUAUGGGAGCUGUAAAGCAUUGCAUAUUGUUAGUUUUCUUUGCAUUAGCCACACAAACUCCAACUCUCAAGGCCGGCAUUGCCAAUAACGACGAGUACUGGGAAAAACGAGCUGAAAAAGCCAAGAAGGCUUCCCGUGAGGCCUACGAACCAAAUCCGGAACAAGUGGCUGAACAUUUCAACCAUGAAGUGCACAAGUCCUUGGAAGGUGGCAAUAGUACAAGAAGGAACCUAGGAAAAUUCAAAGGCCCAUGCCUGGCAACAAAUCCUAUCGACCGAUGCUGGAGAUGUGAUAAAAACUGGGCUAACAACCGUAAGAAGCUGGCAGGUUGUGCCCUAGGUUUUGGACGCAAAACCAUAGGAGGCAAGCAUGGAAAAUACUACGAGGUAACAGACCCGUCAGACAAUGACAUGGUGAAUCCUAAACCGGGAACAUUGCGCUAUGGAGUGAUUCAGGACAAACCGCUUUGGAUUACAUUUGCUCAUGAUAUGGUAAUUAGGCUAAGCGAAGAACUACUGGUAGCAUCAAACAAGACAAUUGAUGGGCGUGGUGCUAAUGUGCACAUUUGCUUUGGUGCUCAAAUUAGUCUACAAUUUGUGAAAAAUGUGAUCAUCCAUGGCCUCCACAUUCAUGAUACUAAAGCCGGAAAUGGUGGGAUGAUUAGAGACUCGGUGGAUCAUUAUGGCUUUCGUUCUCGAAGCGAUGGAGAUGGAAUUUCAAUUUUUGGAUCAACUAAUAUUUGGAUUGAUCAUAUCUCCAUGUCUAAUUGCCAAGAUGGCCUCAUUGAUGCCGUAAUGGGAUCCAAUGCCAUCACCAUAUCUAAUUGUCACUUCACCAAACAUAAUGAUGUAAUGUUGUUUGGAGCAAGCGAUAGUUAUUCUGGUGAUUCAGUGAUGCAAAUAACUGUUGCUUUCAACCACUUUGGACGUGGAUUAGUGCAAAGAAUGCCGAGGGUCCGAUGGGGGUUUGUCCAUGUUGUAAACAAUGACUAUACUCACUGGGAAAUGUAUGCCAUUGGUGGUAGCCAACAUCCUACUAUCGUUAGCCAGGGUAACCGGUUUAUUGCUCCUCCUAAUCCAGCAUGCAAAGAGGUGACCAAGAGGGACUAUGCUGUUGAAAGUGUGUGGAAGUCCUGGAAUUGGAUAUCAGAGGGGGAUUUGAUGCUCAACGGAGCCUUCUUUGUUCAAUCUGGUAAUGCAAUCAAGACAAUGAACAGACAGGAUGUGAUCAACGCAAAGCCGGGUACAUAUGUGAGCAGGCUCACACGCUUUUCGGGUGUUCUCGACUGCGUUAGAGGUCAACCAUGUUAA